AUGGGACCGAAAUGCCCUUGUAUAUAUCCACCUCUACCUCAUAAAAACCUAAAGUACAUUUCUUUUAGGGAGAGAUCUCCUAUUGAUAGAAACCUAAUUAGAAAUAAGUUGACAAAUAUUUCUAAACCUUUGCUAACUAAAAUUAAAUACUAGUCCAGACCACCAUAACAAAUACAAUAUCAAAUAUUUGCUUUGUUUAACUUGUUGGGCGAAUAAAGUGAUUAGUGGUUUAGAAUAUAGAAAUUAUUGAAUAAUUACGAAUAGACAGUAAAUUAGUUAACUUAAUUGAACGUUAAUGAACUAAACAAAAAGCAAAUUGAAAGAUGCCAAUAUUGGCUUGAUGAAUAUGAUAAAUUAAAUAAAGACAAUCAGAUAACAGUUUUUGCAGAUGUUGCCAAGGGAAUUCUGAGCAAAAUUGUAGAAGUUGAGGAAGAGAAACAUUAAAUCUUAAUGAGAGAAUUAAAAGAUGCUUGUAUAAAGAAAUAUAACGAUGAAAACGAGGUUGAUGAAGUGGCCAUAUUAUAGGUAACUUAAGAAACAUAGCCCGAUCAACCGACAGUUUAAAAAUAAAAUGAUUAAAGUAUGGAAAUAGGAACAACAGACAAAGUCAAUUAAAAUGUGUUAGAAUCACCAACCAGGUCAACUAAAAAUAACAUAUCAAUGAAUCACCCUCAUAAUUCAUCUAUAUCCAAUAUAAGAAGAUUUCUUGAAAAUUCAAGUCCAAAAUCUCCUUUAAACUUAUCCUUCUGUAAAAGUUAGGAGAAAUCUUUUGGAGAUUUUAAUAAGGAAAGCACUUAAAAGUAACCAAAAUGUUAAGCCGUAAAUGGGGGAGGUGUAUACAAUGAUAUUAUUUCUUUAAAAAAAGAGUUGGAGAUGAUUUAGAGAGAUAUAAGUAGAUUAGAAUUUAAAAAUAAGAAGGAUGAGUUCCUAUUGAAUAGAUAAAAUCUAAAGAAUCAUGUUCAAAAAAGUAAUGAAGUAGUUCGAUAAGAAUUAUUGAAUGUUCGCGCUUAAACUUAAAAUGAUGAGAGUUUCACGGAUAAUUAAAGAAAAGAGAAAUUGAAGAUAGAAAGAAAUAAUUCAACUUUUAGAAAAGAAUUGAUUGGAUAAAAAAGUCCAAGAAAUGAGAAAUACAUUAAGUAUGUGGAAAAGUAUUCGCAAAAAUACAUACCGAUAUUAGAUAGAAUACAAUAAUAAGAAUAAGAACUUAGAUCUGUUCAAUCCCAAAUUAAAUUAGCUGACAAGAAAAGGACUAUGGAAGAGAACAAAUCGAAAAAAAUACUUUGA
Molecule: messenger RNA, 1284 nt
Organism: Paramecium tetraurelia
Lineage: Eukaryota; Ciliophora; Oligohymenophorea; Peniculida; Parameciidae
Exons: 2
Source: RefSeq, a predicted model, not a curated record